Messenger RNA from Notodromas monacha, 464 nucleotides. Lineage: Eukaryota; Metazoa; Arthropoda; Ostracoda; Podocopida; Cyprididae. The record is from the annotation of a GenBank genome assembly.
CCUUUGUACCUCGACGACACGGUUGAUUUUGACACAGCUGUAAAACGGAUUUUGUGGGGCAAAUUUCAAAAUGCCGGACAGCUUUGUUUGUCCCCGGACUACCUCAUGUGUUCCGAACCUCUCGCCAAAAAGUUUGUUGAGAAAGCACAAACAAUCAUCGCCGAUUUUUUCGGCGAAGACCCGCAAAAAUCGGACAGUUUUGGGCGAAUCAUCAAUGCCAGUCAUUUCAAGCGUCUGGAAAGGCUGUUGGAAACAGGGCACGGGAAAGUCGUUGUCGGAGGAAUAACUGACGAGGCUGAUUUGUACGUAUCUCCCACGAUUAUCGUUGAUGUUUCCAGAAAUGAUGCGGUUAUGCAGGAGGAAAUUUUCGGGCCUAUACUUCCGAUAAUUAUCAUGGACACCGCGGGAGACGCUGUGGAUUUCAUCAACAGUCGGUGAGGAGAUCAUCAAAAUUUGAAUGAUGA